Messenger RNA from Meira miltonrushii, 2394 nucleotides. RefSeq lists its product as uncharacterized. NCBI's taxonomy places the organism in Eukaryota, Fungi, Basidiomycota, Exobasidiomycetes, Exobasidiales, Brachybasidiaceae. The transcript has a single exon. Gene Ontology annotation, molecular function: calcium channel activity. The record is from RefSeq and is a predicted model, not a curated record. The coding region runs from base 222 to 2150 and encodes 642 amino acids. Gene Ontology annotation, biological process: calcium ion import across plasma membrane.
CGAAACGCGUGCAAGCCAAAACGCAUGUAAGUAAGAUUUUAAGAUUUUAGUAGAAACUUGUGUUGCAUGCAUUCAAUGCUCGGCCAUUCCUACUCUCUUCGUUGUCAUCACAAAAGUACGCAUCAUGAUCACACCCUAGAAACACUCAUCAUCAUCUAAACCACAACAACAUUUAAUAAAGUAUCUCUAGGAGUGAUCCAUGCUUAGACAUACUCGCAAAGAUGGUGAUGGCAAAAUCACUUUUUAGCCUUCAAAGGCUGGUUUGCUUGAUAAUAGCUUUCAUUCUAGCACUGCAGUCGAUCUCAGCAGAUUCAAUCGUCGAUGCUGCUUAUGGCUUCAACUUCGAACAAGAUGGAACCCAAUUGGAUCGUCGUCAGGUCUCUGGUACGGGCACAAGGAACGGCAAUUCUUCACCUACCCAAUCAAGUAGCAUUGUAAUUUCAACUGGGACACCAGUCUCUCUGGUAGAAUCACAAGUGGUAAUGACUACGCUUGCACUCAACUCUACCUCACCUGCUAGGUUUCAACUUGCGGCACCCUUCAAAAAUGCAACUCAACCUCUUUAUGUAGCAGCCAGCUUAUGUUCAGGACCAGGUAUACCGCCAUACGAUAUCGACAAUAGUACCGUUUUGAAGGAGUUAGGCUUAACUUACUUUGAAGCUAUGCAAUCUACCGUUCCGAUAAUGUACGUUUCAACAGAUUCAGCCAAUCAAUCACCCGGUCCAGACAAUAAAGCAGGCUCUCCCGAUAUAGCAUACUUUCUGGGAGGAUUGGCAACGGAUGUCAAUUAUGAUAAACAGCCAGACGGAGCUUGGAUAUCCAUCUAUCCUCCCCUUGAUAGACGAGGUGUGAUUGGAGAAUGGACAUUGGUGGUAACAGCUUCAUCACAAGUGCAACCUUUGAGAUUGCAAGAUACACAGGGAGUUCAAUUUGCAGAUAGCGAUCGCACUAAUGCUUUAUUGACAACUUUCAAUUCCUCACAAGGUGUUUCUCCCGAUCUUACGCUCGUCGUCCUUCCAACAUCUGACGCUGGAUUUUUACCAAAUGCAUAUUACUUCAAUUCUUCAGUCUGUGCAAUCGCAGCAGCAUACAAUAAAUUCAACGCAGUCGAUAAUGCCGACAAACCUGCUGUGAAUCGUUCAGACACUGUGAGAGGUAGUCUGUAUGAUAACACUACUCGUGUACAAUGGCAGGUAUCAAACCUUCAACCAGCCACGAAUUAUACCACUUGGUUGAUUGAAGUAGGCAACAACAGUGGUGGACCGUCAAGCAUUCUGAGCACGUCAACCUUAUGGCCUUCAGUGAAAUUCACAACCAAGCGAUCUGCGAAUUGCAGGUUGGUAUACGAUAUUGACUUUUGUCCUUCAGUGGCUUAUUCGAUUCCAGUCUCACCUACUGUCUCCACCGAAAAGGCACUCACGAUCAUCAAUGAAACCUUUACGCCAAAUUUUGCAAACUUCAGCGCAACGCUCGAUACAUUCCCUUGUGGCGAUAAAGCUUUUGGACAAUACAGUGCCUUGCAGACAUGUGAAUUGUGUAAGAAUGCAUAUCGAGAUUGGCUUUGUGCCGUAACAAUGCCUCGCUGUACCGAUUCUUUGUCGGUUGUGAACAACCAAACGAGUGCGGCUUAUCCGGAUCCGUUUACUCUUAUGGGCAUCGAAACUCCAUUGAAUACGGAAUUGUUGCCGUAUAUUAUUAACCGUAGAAACGAUAGUAGGCAGGCCUACAUUGAUUCAGAGAACGGAUUGGAUGCUGGAGCUUAUGGUGAAAUUUUGCCGUGCAUUUAUACCUGUUAUGCGGUUGCAAGUAGUUGUCCUCAACCUUUGAUUCAAUGGUAUUGUCCUUUGUGGGAUAUUACCGCUCAAUCUCAAUACGGAACCUUUGCUGAUGCCGGUGAAGGAGGAUUGGGCGAAGGAAAGAAUGGCGGAGCGGGUGAAUAUGGCCAAAGGUUUGGCGGGCCUACCAAAUACGUUGCUCAAGACGCCUUCGGUAAUGUAUUCUGCAAUAGCUUAAACGUUCAAAAGCGUUUCGUAGGCAUAGGACAUCCUUUAGGAAAGUCUUCUUCUGCCUUUAAUCUUAAAUCAUCUUCUUCAGCUCAUUUGAGCUUAAUUAUUGCACUUACAGUCGUAUUCUUUUUCAUGGACAUUUAACAUCCAAGACAAGCAUUCAGUUAGACUCUUUUCCCUUCUUUGCACUCACAUUCUUGCAUUUCCAUUUCCGUUGCUGUCGUUAUCAAGUUAUCAUAUUGUAUCGUAGUCAUUUCAUAAAUUUCAUCAGGAAGAAGUCAUUCAAUCGAAUUACAUGUUUUCGUCGUGUUUGAGAUAAAAUUCAGCAGCAAGUCAAAAUCCAUUUGUUCACGUCAGGCCCUGUGUGGUGGAGACACAUCAUUUGCCC